AGCUCAGUUUCUUCCUUUCAAGCUUCCGUUGAAAGAGACCAGAAGAAUCAAAAUUCAUCCGUGGAGAAAUCAUGGCCACGUGCUUGCGGUUGCCCAUGGCGUCCUCAAUUCCAUGUUCUUCGUCUUCAUCGAUGACGCUGAAACACCGUAGCUUCAACAUUCGCUGUGCAGCCUAUAGCAAUAGCAGUUCAAACAUUCCGAUGCCUCCUUUUAACCCUAAGGACCCAUUUCUAAGUAAGCUUGCCUCUGUUGCUGCAAAUAAUCCAGACGCACUCUUCUCUCGGCCUCAAAAUUCUGAUAUGCCGCCAUUUUUGGACAUUUACGACUCCCCUAAGCUCAUGGCUACUCCUGCUCAGGUGGAGAGAUCAGUAUCAUACAAUGAGCACAGAGCCAGUACACCUCCACCAGACUUGCCCUCUAUGUUGCUCCAUGGUAGAAUAGUUUAUAUUGGCAUGCCGUUGGUGUCAGCAGUCACAGAGCUUGUGAUUGCAGAGUUGAUGUACCUACAGUAUAUGGAUCCUAAAGCGCCAAUUUAUCUAUACAUAAAUUCUACUGGGACUACCCGUGAUGAUGGUGAAACGGUUGGUAUGGAAGCAGAAGGUUUUGCAAUUUAUGAUUCCAUGAUGCAACUUCAAAACGAGAUACACACUGUAGCAGUUGGUGCUGCCAUAGGUCAGGCAUGUCUAUUGCUUGCAGCUGGUACUAAGGGCAAAAGGUUUAUGAUGCCACAUGCCAAAGCCAUGAUUCAACAGCCCCGUGCACCAUCAUCUGGAUUAAUGCAGGCCAGCGAUGUUUAUAUCCGGGCAAAGGAGGUUAGUGUGAUGUCUUCUUCAGUUAUCUUCCAUUUAAUCUACAAAACAGAUGUGUCUUCAUGGUAGUGACUAGUAGAGCUU
Solanum verrucosum is the source of this 893-nucleotide messenger RNA. RefSeq names its product ATP-dependent Clp protease proteolytic subunit-related protein 3, chloroplastic. The record is from RefSeq and is a predicted model, not a curated record. Gene Ontology annotation, molecular function: ATP-dependent peptidase activity; serine-type endopeptidase activity; ATPase binding. Gene Ontology annotation, cellular component: endopeptidase Clp complex. Lineage: Eukaryota; Viridiplantae; Streptophyta; Magnoliopsida; Solanales; Solanaceae. Bases 72 to 878 code for a protein of 268 amino acids. The transcript has 6 exons. Gene Ontology annotation, biological process: protein quality control for misfolded or incompletely synthesized proteins.